This is a messenger RNA of Coturnix japonica (Japanese quail), 331 nucleotides long. The record is from RefSeq and is a predicted model, not a curated record. Lineage: Eukaryota; Metazoa; Chordata; Aves; Galliformes; Phasianidae.
CUGCCCCACUGCCCCCCCUAUCCAUAGGGGUGAGCCCAAGACGUGGUACGGGGUCCCGUCGUUCGCGGCCGAGCACCUGGAGGAGGUGAUGAAGAAACUGACCCCGGAGCUAUUUGAAUCCCAGCCUGAUCUCCUUCAUCAGUUGGUCACUAUCAUGAACCCCAACACCCUCAUGGCCCACGGGGUCCCGGUGGUGAGGACCAACCAAUGCGCGGGGGAGUUUGUUAUCACGUUCCCACGCGCGUAUCACAGCGGCUUCAACCAGGGCUACAACUUCGCCGAGGCCGUCAACUUCUGCACCGCGGAUUGGGUGAGAAACGGCCCAAACUGA